CUCUUUCUAUAUAUGGUUUCUUUUGUUUCUUCCUUGUUUGAUCUCUCAUUUCAAGCUACAUUUUGAUGGUGGAGUUGCGAUAAUUUUUCUUUUCUUCUUGGAAUAAUUUGUGGAGAGAAAAUGGCGGCAGAAGGAACGUUGUCGUUUUCAGUAGCUUCAGUUGUGGAGGAUGUACUGCAACAGCAUGGCAAUCGCUCCAAAGAUCUUGAUUUGGAGUCUAGGAAAGCUGAGGAAGCUGCAUCAAGGAGGUAUGAAGCGGCUGGAUGGCUAAGGAAGAUGGUUGGAGUAGUGGCGGCUAAAGAUUUGCCGGCAGAGCCAUCAGAGGAAGAAUUUAGGCUUGGUUUGAGGAGUGGAAUAAUCCUCUGCAAUGUUCUCAAUAAAGUUCAACCAGGAGCUGUGCCUAAGGUGGUGGAAAGUCCAUGUGAUGCGGUUCUCAUACCUGAUGGAGCUGCAUUGUCAGCAUUUCAGUACUUUGAAAAUGUAAGGAAUUUCUUAGUAGCUGGGCAAGAAUUGGGGCUUCCUACUUUUGAGGCAUCUGACCUAGAACAAGGAGGCAAAUCUGCAAGGGUUGUGAAUUGUGUUCUAGCACUUAAGUCCUAUAGUGAAUGGAAGCUCACAGGCGGAAAUGGAGUGUGGAAAUUUGGUGGAAAUGUAAAACCUGCCACCACCACACUAGGAAAGGCAUUUGUAAGAAAAAAUUCAGAGCCUUUCAUGAACUCCUUGCAAAGGACCUCGUCCGUGAAUGAGAAAUUAUUGAAUGGUCAAUCCAAUGAAAUUGAUCCUAAUAAAAUGGCCAGUUCUGGUUCGUUGAGUAUGCUGGUUCGUGCCAUUCUAAUAGAUAAAAAGCCUGAAGAAGUUCCAAUGCUGGUUGAAUCUGUGCUCAGUAAAGUUGUAGAGGAGUUUGAGCAUCGGAUUGCAAGCCAAAGUGAAAUGAUGAAAACAACAUCAAAAGACAUCACUGCUUCUCUUUGCAACAAGUCUCCACUAAAACCGACUCCUGGGGAUAAAAAGAUUGAGGAAAAGAACAUCAAAGUGUGGAGGAAAGAAGAUUCCUUUCAUAAAAACCUCAUUGAUGAUGAGGAAUUAAAAGGUCGAUCUCAGAAACAGAAAAUAUUAUUUGAUCAACAGCAAAGAGAUAUUCAGGAGCUAAAGCAUACUAUUAAUGCCACAAAAGCUGGCAUGCAAUUCAUACAAAUGAAAUUUCAUGAAGAAUUCAACAAUCUUGGUAUGCAUAUUCAUGGUCUAGCUCAUGCUGCUUCUGGUUACCAUAGGGUUCUAGAAGAAAAUCGCAAGCUAUACAAUCAAGUGCAGGACCUUAAAGGAAGUAUCCGUGUUUACUGCCGUGUGAGACCAUUCUUGUCUGGACAGUCAAGCUAUCUGAGCACUGUGGAUCACAUAGAAGAGGGAAACAUCACCAUCAACACCCCAUCAAAGUAUGGUAAAGGACGCAAGUCCUUCACCUUCAACAAAGUCUUUGGGCAAUCUGCAACUCAAGCGGAGGUUUUUUCUGAUAUGCAGCCACUGAUUCGGUCGGUUCUUGAUGGAUACAAUGUUUGCAUUUUUGCAUAUGGCCAGACAGGGUCAGGAAAAACUUACACUAUGACUGGACCUAGAGACCUGACAGAGAAAAAUGAAGGUGUUAAUUAUAGGGCAUUAGGCGAUUUGUUUCUUCUGGCAGAGCAAAGAAAGGAUACCUUCCGCUAUGAUGUUGCUGUUCAGAUGAUUGAAAUAUAUAACGAGCAAGUCAGAGAUCUCCUAGUUACAGAUGGAAGUAACAAAAGAUUAGAAAUUCGCAACAGUUCUCAGACAGGUCUCAAUGUACCAGAUGCAAACCUUGUGCCUGUUUCAUCAACAUCUGAUGUUAUUGAUCUGAUGAACCUAGGACACAGGAAUCGUGCAGUUGGUGCAACAGCCCUAAAUGACCGUAGUAGCCGUUCUCAUAGCUGCUUGACUGUCCAUGUUCAAGGAAGAGAUUUAACAUCUGGAAGUAUUCUCCGUGGCUGCAUGCAUCUUGUUGAUCUUGCAGGAAGUGAGAGAGUAGACAAGUCUGAGGUAACAGGAGAUCGACUAAAAGAGGCACAGCACAUAAACAAAUCUCUCUCAGCUUUAGGAGAUGUGAUUGCUUCCCUUGCUCAAAAGAAUCCACAUGUUCCUUACAGAAACAGCAAACUCACUCAACUUCUUCAAGAUUCACUUGGAGGGCAGGCCAAGACACUAAUGUUUGUUCACAUAAGCCCUGAGCCUGACGCCAUAGGUGAAACAAUUAGUACUCUCAAAUUUGCGGAGCGUGUGGCUACUGUUGAACUUGGUGCUGCCCGAGUGAACAAAGACACAGCAGAUGUUAAAGAACUCAAAGAACAGAUUGCUACCCUGAAGGCAGCAUUGGCAAGGAAAGAGGGAGAAACAGAGCAAAGUCUGCACUCUGUAUCCGCCAGCUCUGAAAAAUACCGAACAAAGGCUAGCGACUUAUCACCCUUCAGUACUAAUCAGCGGGUUGGAGCUAUGUUGAGCUCCAGACAACCCAUGGGUGACGUGGGCAACAUUGAGGUGUGCACAAACGCUACAUUGAGGCAAAAGAGGCAAAGUUUUGAUCUUGAUGAGCUAUUAGCAAAUUCACCUCCCUGGCCUCCUGUUAUCAGUCCUGCCCAAAACUUCAGGGAUGAUGAGAAAGAACCAGGAUCGGGUGAGUGGGUGGAUAAGGUUAUGGUGAACAAGCAAGAUGCCAUUAACAGAGUAGGAAACCCCCUGGGAUGUUGGGAAGCAGAAAAUGGGAAUUUGUCUGAUGUCUUUUACCAGAAAUAUCUCCAAGAUUCUUCAAAGAUUUACCCAGAACAAUCAUAUAAUAUGUUCAUGGGGGGUAACAGGUUCAACAUGGCUGGCGCUGAUGACAUAGAUGAUCUUGAUGCUGCUACCAGUGACUCAUCCGAGCCUGAUUUGCUUUGGCAAUUCAAUCAGUCCAAACUUAGCAGCAUUACCAACGGAAUUGAGUCAAAGACCAAGAAACCUACUUCCAAAUCAGCAAGGAACCCAGAACUGACCAAAAAUUUAAAUACCAUGUCAGGGCCCUCACCAUCUAGGAAACUAGCCAAUGGAGUUAGCCAACCUUUGCAUCGAAAUGGGAGGCAGCCAGCUCCUGCUGAUGGGAAACGCAAAACUGGGAGUAGAAAAUAACAAAGUUUAUACACCACUACAACCACGUUGGAGUGAUUUCUGAUUCUUUCUUUUAUUUUUCUUCUUUUAUAUUUGUUAGAGAGAGAGGUGUUCAAUAUACAGAUAAUUUUUUCUUUCAUUGUAAUUUUUGUGGUAUAGUUAAAAGCAGCAAUAAUUCCAGUUGCUUCUUCAAAAGACAAUUUCAUA
Theobroma cacao (cacao) is the source of this 3357-nucleotide messenger RNA. Lineage: Eukaryota; Viridiplantae; Streptophyta; Magnoliopsida; Malvales; Malvaceae. The record is from RefSeq and is a predicted model, not a curated record.